UUCAAAUACUAAAUCAAAUAAAAAGCUUGAAUAUGGAAUUUAAUCGUCAAGAUCCAGUCUAGUGUCAACCGAGCAGUACCGAUGUCAGCAGAGCUUCCAUGCGAUAAUUUUCCAGACUUACUUCUUGGUAAUUUUGAGAAACAAGAAAAGAAGGACAAAAUGCGUGCGUUGUUGGAAAAAUAUUUUACAGUUUUCUCAGUUGGAUUGCAUGGUAUUGGCAAAACAAAUGUCGUGCAGGCAGACAUCAUCAUCGAAAGUGGCAAAAUAGUUUCGCAAGCUCCGUACAGAGUGCCAGAACCGAAAAGAGAAAUUGUACAUCGAGCUGGACGUCAAAUGGAUCACGUAGAUGCACUGAGCCGUACUCCGCUUGAAGAGGCGCAUGAUAUGGACACAGCCAGCCUAAAGAUAGCAAAGACUCUUUUGGACGAGACGGAUUGGCUAUUUGCCACACAACUACACGACGAUAAAAUAAAAGCAUUGUCACCGAGAUGAAAAACGACAAGAAAUCCGAGAACGACGACUAUGUGAUCGAACAAGACAGACUGUUUCGCAAGCAACGUUAUAAAGGACCGUUUAUAGUCACCAAAGUGCUGCCCAAGGAUAGAUAUCUAGUGGAAGAUAUCCCCCAUGCACAGCGAAAGCAGAGACCCUACAAAUCAAUCUACUCUUCCGACAAAAUGAAGCAUUGGUGUCAGCUGCCGCCGAAUGAAUCAGACGACGAAGAACACAAUGGCGGGAUCACAGCAAUCGACUCUUGCGAGGACGCUGCGAUUUGUCAGGAGAGGCCGUCUGUAAAGCUCAGGUAAAAGAAGCUGUUACCAACAUAACUUUUACAGUGCCACAUGAGCCCUGCAGUGAGGGCUAGGGUAUCAUUUAUCAUUUUAUCGAUAUCUUACGAUAUGUGGUCACACUAGAAAAGAAGCGAAGAAGGGAAAGCACGCGGAAAGCAAGAUCUAUUUUAACAAGUGUACUUUAAUUAUAAUUUCAUCAUCAUAUCUCAUUAUUCUAAUAA
Drosophila nasuta is the source of this 1012-nucleotide messenger RNA. RefSeq lists its product as uncharacterized. Bases 489 to 806 code for a protein of 105 amino acids. The record is from RefSeq and is a predicted model, not a curated record. The transcript has 2 exons. NCBI's taxonomy places the organism in Eukaryota, Metazoa, Arthropoda, Insecta, Diptera, Drosophilidae.